Lobosporangium transversale is the source of this 5774-nucleotide messenger RNA. RefSeq lists its product as hypothetical. Gene Ontology annotation, molecular function: 1-phosphatidylinositol-3-phosphate 5-kinase activity. The record is from RefSeq and is a predicted model, not a curated record. Bases 454 to 5583 code for a protein of 1709 amino acids. The transcript is spliced from 9 exons. Gene Ontology annotation, cellular component: fungal-type vacuole membrane; endosome membrane. Gene Ontology annotation, biological process: phosphatidylinositol phosphate biosynthetic process. Lineage: Eukaryota; Fungi; Mortierellomycota; Mortierellomycetes; Mortierellales; Mortierellaceae.
CAUCAUGAUACACAACAAAAUAUCAGCGACAUGCUCCCCUAUUCUAUUGAAAUGAGCACAGGGAUGGACAUGAUUCUCCAGGGUCGUGUCAUGGGGUCAUUUGUCAUGUUUUUGGAGCAGGUACUAAAACUCAACGCAUUUGAGUACAUCACAUUCGCCAUUCGCAAUACCAAAUUGUUUGGACUUUGGUACCUUCCAAUGCUUUCUUUCAUUUCUUUAUUUCUUUAUUUCUUUAUAUCACUAAAACACCACAGCUACAACUAUAACUAACCACAACAAUAGCGGCAGUGAUACCGAUAACAAUAAACGACAGUGAUAGCGAUAAACAAGAACGAGUGCCAUUAAAGUGCUGAAUAACAAUAACGAUUCUUUGUUGCAUUACUCACUUAACUCUUUCUUACAAAGGAACGAGUAACGCCAUCACUCCUCUUAAAAAGCAAUUCUCACUGUAUAAUGUCGUUGAAGCCAUUACCUCCCAUUCCAGCAAAUAUAACAGAGAAAGAGCGGCGAUCUCAUCUUUUCUCGCCUACGACUCACCACCACAAACGCAAGUCUGAAGCAAUGCCUACUCCUACUGUCAAUGACGCAGCUGACCCGGCGACGUCUUCCCAAGAACCGCAGAUCCAGGCACAGCUAAAAACGACAAAGGAGCCACGAGCACACCCAGUUGACACCUUCACCAGCAUCCUGUCCUCACUUAUGUUCUCUGCCGGACUUUCAACUUCCAAAGUGGCAACCACUGAAUCAAAUGAUCCUUCAAGAGCAUCUACACCAACACCGCCUAUUGAACUUCCACCGGAUUCUACUUCGGCAACACCCAUAACGACAUCUGCAUCGCCCACUGCGACACCAUUAGGAAAUAUCACUCAGUCUCUAGAUACUCCCAACGUAGUUUCUCUUGAUCAACGAUCCUUUCAGCACUUACGCGCGAUUGCUCGCCAAUCCAUUGCAAGCUCAUGUCUUGAGCCAGAGAUACUGUGGUUGCGGCUCUUUAUGGACGUGAUGCAAAAAAUUGCUGCUAAUGCAUCGGAUGCAUGGGUGCGGAUUGAAGCAGCGCAUGCAGCAGCUCAUAGGAGUCAAUGUGAAAACAAUAGAUUGGAGCGCGCUAGAACAACAGAUACUAACAAUAAAAAGGCAGUGAAAGACAAGGAUGAUGAGAAAGAAAAGAAUAUGUCAAAGGGAAACGGCAAAGAAAAUGAAAAAGAGAGUGGCGGUACUAAGCCUACCUUCUCUUACAGUAUUUGUCUCAAGAAACACAUUAGUACCACGCAGGAAUGCAUCUUUACGCCUGGCAAGUUCGAGGGAGAAUCCAUCUUGCUUGAGGAGCGGUCGAUCAUAGAGCGAAGAAGACCGCCAAUGGAAGGACAGCCUCGAAUUGCUCUAGGAGGCACCAUCACACUUUCAGCGAGCGCUGAUGAUUUGUCAAAGGUAGAAAGGAUCUUAGAACUUUUAGUCUUUGCUCUUUGCUCUUUACAGCUGGAGGCCUAUUUGAUGCGUGAUCACGACGUUGUGAGACCGGAACAUAGCCUGAACAUCGACACAGAUACCAAGUUUGGCAAAGCCUCACUUUCUUCGCAGCAAAACACUUUCAGCUCUUUGAAACGAUCAUCGAAGGGAUCUGGCUUCUUUGGAUGGUUAUCCCGGGGCACACUGCCAGCGAAAUAUAAGAGAGGGACGACACAAUUGGCCCUAGACGUAGAUGUGAAGCCUAAACAACGUCGAUUAGACCAAACCAGUACUGAUACCAGCCUCGCAGAAGAUUUUGGUAUGACAGAAGAUAUACAGAAUUUCCAAAGCUACCAAUUUGCAAAGAUAAUUCAACAAUUAGAAAAGGCAAUCAUUUCUGUCUCGCCAGACAUAUCAUUUCCGCCGCCUCAUCUUCUGCUCCGGCUACGGGACGAGGAAGCUGUCGGCUCAAAUUCCAAAACAAAAUCAUAUACAUGGGAGGAUGUGGAGUUUGUGGCGAAAAAAAUUGGCUUCGGUAACCGUAUGAAUCGAUCUAAUGCACGCUCUGGGACCAUCAUGCGUCAUUCCAUGAAGAAAGGCGAUUCCGCAAAGAGAACUAGGCUCCCAAUCGACUCUCGGGCUGGGCUGGAACAUCUGAUGACCAACCUUAACUCACUACAAGGGAUCUUCAACCAUCAAUCAAUUUCGUUUUCAUACUCUUAUUACUGGUCUGCAACCGCCGCAGCACCAUGUAAUCCUCCAAAUAUGAUUACAGUUGAAUAUUAUCGCAAAGAAGGAGAAUAUGAAGAUAUGAGCCUGGGUGAGAUGAUUGAACACAUCUGCAAGCGAGUCAAUUCGAACUGCCUCGACAAAACAUGUGGCCAUAAACGACUUGAGCAUAUCUCUUCGUACACUCACGGCGAAGCUAGGGUCAACAUUACAGUAGAACAGUUAUCGGUAGAUUCAGCUAGGGAUUCAGACUUAAAGGAUGUCAGCCCAGCUACAGGUUCCAAAGCAAAGGAGCUUAUAUCAACUACAGACUUCAAGGCAGAGGAGCCUACGCAGGCUACAGAUUUCGAUUCAUGGGAUUUCGAGCCAUUUUUAUCUGACAACAAUACAAUGGCAGUCUGGACUCGAUGCAAGAUAUGUAAAUCAAGGACGAAACCCAAUGCGCUCUCACGUGCCUCACGACUUUACUCUUUUGGGAAAUACCUAGAGUUAUUAUUUUAUGCUCGGCAUUUUGAACCAGGGCCUCGGCCCCUUUGUGAACACAUUGUGAAUAAGGAUGCCACCGUGCGUUGCUUCUUAUAUCGACAACUUGUGGUGAAUUUUGAGCACGAGAGUAUUGAUUUGUUUGAGAUGCGCAUAUCGAGGCUACAAGUCCAUGAAGAUUUUCCACCGAUGCCUCGCUAUGAACCAGGCGACAUGGAUGAUGAUAGGCGAGGCUACUCAAUUACGUCAUCGUUCUCGAUGGGACACCCCCCGCGAAUAAAUACUGUUCCUACUGUUUCUACGUCUCUUACCAGCAUUGACUAUUUUACAGAGAAAGAACAAGCCAAUCUAUUAGACCAGACUCGGCUAGAGAUCCUGCGUUUUUAUGAAUCCUGUAAGAAGAUCAUUGUAAUGAUGGAGCAGCACUUAGGUGAGACAAAAUCAAUCUCAAAGCGUCCUAAAAAUACGGCUCAGAAAAUGGAUUCAGCCGCGUCAGGAGUGAUCGAUCCAGUUAAGAAAGUAGCCUUAAAAACGUUAGAUGAGUUUGGCGACCAAUGGAAGCAGGAUGAAUUUGACCUUUACAACCAGCUAAAAUACAUCUCCAUCCCGCAGCUGAAUGAUACUCGUAAUCGAUUUAAGGAUUGUAUCAAAAGAACUAUGCGAUCAAUGGAAGCAUGGCAGAAAGAGCACCAUCCAGAAUCAUUAGCCAACCUCGAAAAAGAGUCGGUUAACUGGGUACUACCAGAAUAUUACAUACAAUCUACUCUUCACACAUUCCCAGGCUCUUCGGUGAUCGUACGGGAAGAUGAGAUAAGCUCUAUCAUUGGAUGUACUCUAAGCUCUUCUGAUUAUCUGACUCUGGUUUCGUCAAUAAUCAAUCAUGAAUGUAACCCAGCUGAUACUGAAGACGAGAAAGCGCCUCAGCCGCCCCAGAAAGAUUACCAUUUUCGUACUCUGACUAUCCCUAUGCGUACUCCACUAAAAACCUCGAGAUCUGAUGGAAGUGUGACUCUUGUUGGGAGAAAGACGGGUAGUAACGGGAGCGAAGCCAGCACGACUGGCAAUUCCGUCACCAAUGGCUCAAUUAAUAAGGAGAUACUUCACAGCCAAGGCGAAGAGAAUGAUGAAGACGAUGAGUGUGAAGAAGACUCAUUCUUGGUCGUGGACGGAUAUGAAACCAGCGUCAGAUUCCUACAUGUCCCUAAAGUUGAUUUCACUAGCCUGAUACCAAGCGGCACUAUGUCUCCACGCAGUACGAUUGGACUGCACUUUGGUAGUAGUCGGCACAACAAAACGUCAACAUCAGUGCUAGGUGCAGGGUUAGCAGAUAACAAAAAAGGUGACUCUACCUCCACUAUAAUCAGGCCUUUUAGUAUGAUGGCGCUUCCGAGCUCGACGCCAGCUCUUGUGAGCUCGUUAUUGGCAAGCCCUGGAGAAAAACCAACUGCAAGUUCGUUUUUUGGUUCACCUUCUGAAAGCCAGCCCACCACGCCAAAUCCAGGCUCCAAGUUCAAGGGUUCACUCGGCUACCGCACUUUGACAUCAGGACUGAGUGGAACCAUGAAGGGGCUCAGUCUUAAUUCCCUUUCAGAUAAGCUUGGUAGUGGGUUUGCUGGCUACAAUGGCUCUGAUGAAAAGAAUGAGAGGGACACGCUCAAAACAGACCCUACCGAAAAGACUAUAAAAGAGACGUUGGCUAUCGAGCGGGAGCUGGAAUCGACAACCAAAAGUCCACAUCUCAAGGCCCGGUUCUCUCACGGAAAAAUGUCUUUUUCAUGCAUUGUUUAUUAUGCAGCUGAAUUUGAUACACUUCGUCGUCGCUGUGGCAUUCAUCAAACAUAUGUUCAAUCGCUCUCAAGAUGCACUAGUUGGAGUGCGAACGGAGGCAAGAGUAAAAGUAGUUUUUACAAAACAAAAGACGACCGAUUUGUGAUUAAGCAAAUGGUCUCUAGUUGGAACAUUGCAGAAAAAGAUGAGCUGCUGAAAUUUGCUCCAAAAUAUUUUGAGUAUAUGGAAAAGCCGCAUGAUGCACCUACAGUCCUGGCAAAGAUUUUUGGGUUCUAUACUCUGAAGAUCAAGAGCCGCGACUCAGGACAAGUUCUCAGGAUUGAUGUCUUGGUCAUGGAGCAUUUGUUCUAUAACCAAAAAAUCACCAGGACUUUUGAUCUGAAGGGGAUACAGGACCGACAUGCAGGGUCAAAGAUAAAUGCAGGAAAUAAUGCUUCGACUACGCUCUGGGAUGGUGAUUUUAUUGAGGGCAGAUACAAGACCUUACUAUUGCUCUACUCGCACUCAAAGAAGAUUAUCCGAGAAUCUCUUUUAAAUGACACUGAAUUCUUGGCUGGAGCCAAUAUUAUGGAUUAUUCGCUUCUCGUGGGAGUAGAUGAUGAGCGGAAAGAAUUGGUUGUUGGGAUCGUCGAUUUUAUUGGAGCAUAUACCUGGUACAAGAAGAUUGAGUCCAAGGGUAAGACCACAUUACGAGGAGCCAAAGAUAGUGUUACGGUGUUACCUCCACAACAAUACAAGACUCGCUUCAGAGAAGCAAUGGAGCGAUAUUUUUUGGCUAUCCCAGAUAAAUGGUCCAAGACUGUGAUUGAGCAAGAGCAAGAGGCAAAGAAGGAGGCUACAAACGCUUCAAUACCAACCACUGUGCCUGAAGGGCCGAAAGGGAGUGCGUUGGAUACAUCGGAUUCGGAGCAGCCCUUGAAGGACAAAACCUCAGGAUAUCUGGAGAAAAUGUCGAAGGCAAUUCUACCUACGUCUACCAAACCAUCUGAUACGAUGGCAUCAAUUGCUUCGACUACAUUCGCAUCAGAGCAUCAUGAUAACAAAUUAACUAGGAUACUCAAUACGGUGGAACAAUCGUACAACGAUUCUGAACUUCGUGUUGGGAAACUGCCGCGCGUAUUCCAUCCAUUAGACUGAAGAAAACAAGCAUUUUUCCUUCGUUUUCACAUAGAGUUCCCAUCAUCCUCCGGACUCUAAGGGGGCUUAACUAUUCACCACGCUGAGAAAUACUAGUCUAACUAGGUAUAGGGUCUGUUGUUUUGGGUCUUAUGUUUCUAUGCUAGCGGAGUUACGGAAAAAAACAUGCAUGAUCAACAAUAAAAUGGGAC